UUAAAACUCCAAAACAAAACGUUCGUUUCUAUUAAACUCAAAAUUAUAUUUGUUAGUUUAUAUAAAAAUUAUGCAUUUCAUAGACAAAUGAUACAGUAAUUAUGUCUUUUAAAGCAUCGCCAUAUUUGGAAAGUCUACACGAAUUGCUUUCAUGGCAAGGACGAUUCGAUAAUUUACUUGUGCAAAAAAACAAGUCGAAAACUUCAAGAAAUUCAACCGAAUCCGAUUUUUCGGAUGGUAUAGAGCCUCUAAACGAAUCUAAAUCAGACAACUCUAAUAUCCAACACUCUGAUUUCGAUUGGGACAACAAAGCGAUCGUUCCUACCAAGCCAUUUACAGAACUAUUGGAAGAGAAACUAGCCGAAUAUCAACCAAACAUUUCUCCAACGAAACCCAAAAAGCCUUUCCUCAAAAAAGGUGCAGGCUUAACGCGUUACAAAUUAACGCCGAAAGUAUGGUCACCCAAAACCCAAGCACAACGCAACCACGAAAAGACUAUUUCUAGCAAAGAAGUAAACCAACCUGUAAGUACAAACCAUCAAAAUGAACCAACACCUUUAAAAAUGCCCGAAGUUUCAAUUAAAAGCAAAGCUUUCUGGAUUAAAGCAGACGAAAAUGAAACUGACUGCGAGACAAACAAUUUCAAAAACGCCAAAUAUUCAUUUAACAACAUCAAAUCGAAUAGCGAAGAAGAUAAUCACAUAUCGAAUAACGAACCGGAUCACAGCAGCAAUUUUGAUUUAAACUAUUCUGAAAAGGAGUUACAGGUGUUUGAAAUGCUUGAGGAAAAAUUAGCCGAUGGUUUCACAUCGGCCAAUUCCAGCAUUAUGCAAUUACUAGCCAGUACUCCGAAUAACAGAAGAAAGUCUAAUAUUAACGGAUCUAACCGAGACAAUUCGGAAAUGCUGUCCAAAAUUCUCCAGAGCCUCAAAUUAAUUACGCAGAACAACCGGAACGGUUUCAUUAUAAAUUCUCCGUUGAAAAAUUCCGCAACAUCUUUUUCCGAUGCUGAAAAAUGGUAUACGUCUAAUUCGCGCUCGCAAUCUUCUUCCAGUUUCUACUCAGAAUUCGAGAAAACGCUAGAAACACACGAGAAGGUGGAUACUGGAGUUAACACGAGUUAUGUGGAAGAACAACAGUGCAAUCGACCAAAGUUUGAGCAGUGUACGGGGUGCGUUGAGCUGCGAAACAAGUUAUCGAAAUUAGAAAAAGAUAUACCUAAUAUUACUUUAGAAAAGGCGAAGCUGUGUGAUUUUGCGAAAGAAUUGGAAUCGAAACGUGACGAUAUUCAAAAAGAAAUGGAAUUUAUGAAAUUGAAGUACGAGAAAGAUCUGGAGGAUCUGAGGGAGGAAUUAGCCGAAGAAAAAGUUAAAUCCGCUAAAGACAAAGCAUUAGUUAAUAUGUAUCUCAAGGAAUCAAGACCUUCAAGAAAGGAUCGUGAACAGAUAGACUGCUUGAAAAGGGAAUUAACUGAUUUAAAAGAAUUAAUGAAAUUAAAGGAGACUAAAAAUGGAACGACGCUUGCUAGAUUAAGGAAUCAAAUUAAACAAUUCGAAAAGGAAAAGUCGGAACUCAAAAAUUCAUUAGAAUAUCUGCAAAAAGAGAACGCUAAAUUAACCGCAAAUCAAAAAGUCCACAAGAUUACAGAUUCUAAAAUGUUGCAGCAAAUUAACAGGAACCUUCACAAAUUAACAGAAGAAACGAAAUUAAUCAACAACCCAUCAACAGUUGUGAAUCCGGAAAAUACAACUUGUAAGCAGAAGAAGAAUAGACGAAAAAGUAUGGGAGAUGUUAAAGAUAAAGUUGAAGAUAAUCCAAAAAUUGAGUUGAAUAAAACGACGAACAUUCCCUAUUCUGUUGACAAAGACAAGGAUGUUGAGGUAAUAUAUAAUGCAAAAUAUACGGAAAGUGAUUUAGAAAUGCGAUAUGAAUCUGCUUUUGGGUUACAAACAGAAAGCGCUGGCAGAUUGAGCGAUUCGAGUCGAUCAGCUAAAGAUGAAAUAAUAACAGCUCAAACAUCCUUUGCCGAUGGAUCUCAAGAAAUUAAAUAUUCCAAUGGUUGUAUCAAGAUAAUUUCACCAGACGGUAACCGCAUUUCCUUAAAAUAUUCAAAUGGAGACUUGAAAGAAGUAUAUGUUAGUGAGAAUAUUAAAAAAUAUUAUUUUUUAUCGAAGGAUGUGUGGCUUACGAAAUACGGCGAUGGCGUGGAGCUAAUAGAAUUUUCAAAUGGUCAAAAAGAGAAAAGGUUUCCGGACGGCAGAAUAGAAGUUGUUACUUUAGACGGGACAAAAUUGAAGAGAUUUCCAGGAGGCACGGAAGAAGUCCACUAUCCGGAUGGUUCAAAAAUGGUAUGUUCCGAAGAUGAAAGAAUUAUCUACUUACCUAAUGGGCAAAUAGAAACCCACAAUAAGGAAUAUAAGAAAAGAGAAUAUCCUGAUGGAACUGUAAAAUUUGUAUAUUCUGAUGGAACUGAAGAAACUCGUUAUGCAAAUGGAAGGGUUCGAGUUAAAGAUAUCGAUGGAAAUCUAAUGUCCGAUUCGUAUGAAUCAUUCAGUCCAAAAAUUUCAUAAAAUACACCGGCUUUAAAAGACAUAUAAGAAGUAAAUUUGAAUCAAAAAUAAUUAUUUCAUCAGUAAUGUAUACCAUUGUUUAAGUUAUUGUUUUUCCGUUACUUUGUCCAACUUAUAAAAUGUGUUCAAUGGAAAUUAUCAAGUUUAAAA
Messenger RNA from Phyllotreta striolata, 2720 nucleotides. NCBI's taxonomy places the organism in Eukaryota, Metazoa, Arthropoda, Insecta, Coleoptera, Chrysomelidae. The record is from the annotation of a GenBank genome assembly.